Oreochromis aureus is the source of this 2702-nucleotide messenger RNA. RefSeq lists its product as uncharacterized. The record is from RefSeq and is a predicted model, not a curated record. Gene Ontology annotation, molecular function: MHC class II protein binding; protein tyrosine kinase binding. NCBI's taxonomy places the organism in Eukaryota, Metazoa, Chordata, Actinopteri, Cichliformes, Cichlidae. Gene Ontology annotation, cellular component: external side of plasma membrane; membrane raft. Gene Ontology annotation, biological process: positive regulation of ERK1 and ERK2 cascade; interleukin-15-mediated signaling pathway; T cell activation. The coding region runs from base 630 to 1553 and encodes 307 amino acids. The transcript is spliced from 8 exons.
CAUUAGUUAGAUACGACAGUGUGGUUGCACCUGAUGUUUAUUUUUGUCAUGUGUAUGGCAUGCAAACUGAGCUGACAUUAACCACAAUGUCAUCAAAACACCUCCUACUCAGUUCUCAGAAAAAAAAUUUAAAAAAAGCCCCCAGAAAUGGGUUAGAAGUUCAACUCCCUCAUAGGUAUGUGUGCUAUCAGUCAUUGGCAUGAACCCUGCUGUUUAAAAAGCACAAAUGUCAAUUUUCCCAAAGAAGCACACAUACUGUAUAGUGACACGUUUUUGUACAAGCUGGUCGAGUAUAUAUGGUUAAAGGAUAAAAAUAUGCUAAUUUUGAAAUAUAAAAGUAAUGCAUGGUCGAUUCAUUAGAGACUAGUUCUGAAGCAAAACGUUUCUGUUCUUUACAUUUAUUCAUUCACCAAUAUUAUGCUAAAAAUUACAGUGUGAAUUCGAUUUAAACAGGAUAUAAGUUUAAAUUGAACAAAAUGAAGACGUUAAUGUGAUCUGCCUAGACUGAAAACCACCAGUCCCAAUGAGACGGAGACAGGAAGUAGGCUGGAUUCUACACUUGUCUUGAGACACAAGUACAGCAGCAUUGAGACUUAAGGUUAUAAUAAAGAAGAAGAGAAAGAAGCACAAUGGUUGAAUUUGCAAUAUUUAAAUUUCUUCUUAUUUUGAUGCUUCAAUUUACAGCAGUUACACAACAAAUGACCAAAUUUAGCUCUAAAGUUGGAGGUGAAGUCACGUUGCCUUGUGUAAAUGGAAAAGAUUUUCACAAUAAAUAUCACACUACCACCUGGCUCUUCAGUGGUUCAGGAAGCACUGAAACAGUGGCACUGUUUGAACAUGGGCAGUUUAACAGUGGUCUCAGAUCUAAAUCCCACAGGCUGAGUGUCACACCGGACUAUUCUCUGAUUAUAAAGAAGGUCACAUCAGAGGAUGAUGGUCAUUACACCUGCAGACAGUUCAAAUCAGGAGAGCACUUUACAGACUCUCGGGCUUACCUGUUUGUUACUAGUGAAGGGGACACAACAAAAGGAAUAAUUACAUCAACAACAACCAAAAAUGCAACAUCAGCAAAUGUCCCUAAAUCUAAAAGCGCUACAUCAACCACAAGAACAACAACUUCAUCAGUGACUAACACAUCUAUGACAAGUAAAACCAAUUCAACCACAGAACCAGAGAAAACCUCAAACACAGUUCAAACCAAAAACAUGCUGAUCAUUUUAGCGGGUGGUUUUCUAGUAAUCUUCAUAAUCCUCGCACUCAUUGGAUGGAAGAGAAAUAAAAGGAACAAAAGACAGAAGAGUGAUGAAAUUGCUGAUUCUGCUCUCUAUGAUACCAUUGGUAACACAAACGAGACCUCCAAAGCCCCAGCUAAUCCUGCAGCUGAUCUUUCCUAUUCCUCCAUUAAGAAGACCAGGAAUAAAACUCGGGUUCACAGUAAUUACCAUAAAGAUGAUGCACAGAAUUUCUCCAUCUUUGACAAAGCCUCCAAUGAUGAUAACAGGAUCUACAUGAACAUGAAAAGCAUACAAAAAGCCAGGGGCAGUUAUUUUUAAUGAUCAGAAUAUGCUUUAUAUUAUUUGAUAUUACUGUGAUGAUCAUUUAGGAACCUACCUACAUUAUCUUUUUUUUUUUUCCAAAAUGAAUCAUAAAGACAAAUUCUAAAAAACAAAACAACAAAGCCCCCCCCCAAAAAAACAACAAGUUAUACCUAUAAUUGUAACAUUUUUCCUUUUUCUGACAUCUUAUGUUUAAUAUAAAAAUGAGAUAUUAACUGUCAAUUUACUUUGCGUGAUCUGAAUUCCAAACUUUGCUAACAGCCAAAACAUUUUACACUUUUAAUUUUUUUGCUAUAUUUUGAAUAAAUAUUUAGUCAGGGUUUGAAUAACAUAUGAAUUUGGGACUGAAUAAUUUAUAUUGGGAAAACAAUGUUUGAAGAUAUGCAUUGUAAAACUGGAAAAAAAAGAAAAGCCACAUUAUGGGUCAAAAGAUGAACUCGAACUGUGUAUUUCUGUGUUGCAUUUUACACAAUAAAUAAUAAUAAAUUUUUGAUAUGCUGUGUUUUAGCACAAGGUAUUAUCUUGUUAAUUGUUUAAAUGCAUUUUUAUAAAUGAAGUAGACAAAGUAUUCCUAAAGAUUGAACUACAAGUAUAUUUUGAAUGUUUUCUCUAAGUCUAAAAGAAGACAUAUUACUGAUGCAGCACAACAUUUGCUUUCCCCUGUAGUAUCUCUCCUUGAGAUUGUCACAUUUUCAACAGCAGUACUGAUAAGAAAAAUUGCAAACAUUUUUAUAGGCGCUGCAUGCUUUAAUCUAGAUUGGUGCUGUAUAAAGUGUAGAUUAAGUGCAGUUUUUGCGACUUGCUAAUUGCAUAGUUUCAAAUUGUGAGACUGAUGUGGAAUCUUUUAAUUGUUCAACUCUAUUCAAAAGUAAAUUUGAUUUAAUGUACAUUUUAAGAUAAAUUGUUUUUUGUGGCGGGUUGUGGUUAGCGGUGCCGCGGCAGGGAAGGCGUAUGCACCUGUGUGGCUUCGCAAUCACACCUCGCCAGCUUAAGAACGGUGUAGUGUUCUGUUGUGUUGUUGUUGUGGAUAUGUGUGGCUUUCAUGCCUCAUUUCUGCCACAUUUUUAUUUUAGUUUCAGAAGCAUUUAAAACUUGUCUGUUUGGUGUAUUUUCUCUACAAGAAUGAGUACUGACAAUGACAAAUAA